Molecule: messenger RNA, 627 nt
Organism: Sceloporus undulatus (fence lizard)
Lineage: Eukaryota; Metazoa; Chordata; Lepidosauria; Squamata; Phrynosomatidae
Product: cytochrome c oxidase copper chaperone
Exons: 3
Coding region: 30-254 (74 amino acids)
Biological process (GO): mitochondrial respiratory chain complex IV assembly
Cellular component (GO): mitochondrial intermembrane space
Molecular function (GO): copper chaperone activity; copper ion binding
Source: RefSeq, a predicted model, not a curated record
UAGGCGCAUGCGCAGAGGGAUAAACAAAGAUGGGGAGCCUGGCGUCACGCGAGUCUCCGGGUCUCCAGGCGGCAGAGCAGAAGCAGCAAACGACAACGCCGCCGCAGCCGCCUUCUUCCCUGAAGCCCUGCUGCGCCUGCCCUGAGACUAAGCGGGCGCGCGAUGCAUGCAUCAUUGAAAAAGGAGAAGAACAUUGUGGCCCUCUUAUUGAGGCACACAAGGAGUGCAUGCGAGCCUUGGGUUUUAAAGUCUGAAUCAGAAGAGCUCUGAAUAUGUAUCAGGUGAUUUGCCUUGGAGGAUGAUUUUUGGGACUUGACGUCUGUGGCUGCUGGAAUAGUUUUUUAAAAAACGUUUUAUAUCAGAAUAUGAAUUUAUUGGAAAAUAUUUAUGAUGGAUUCUGGGAUCACAACAGUACAUUGCCUUAUUAUCUUAUCCUGUUUCUGGAUCCAGACUUCGUGAGAGUAAGAGAUAUUCUUCUCAACAUUUUUCCAGGUUUUCAUUUGAGCACAAUGGACGUUGCUCCUGUAAAAUCUUGGUCCUGCAGUCGGGCCACAAUCCUCACCCACCUCCGGUGUACAUUACAAUGAGAGAUUAUAAAUCUAAACAAUAAAAAUGAAGUGGUCUGAA